CUCUUUCAUCUGGAUGAUUAUAACACAACUUGGAAUUCUCACAAUCAAUCGCUGUCGUUGAGUUCUUUUGGAAAUAUCCCGUAUCAAGCGUAAACACCACCUGGGGCUGAAGCUGAACCCACCAGCAUGAAGUUCUCCCUGUUAUCGACCCUCGUGGUCGCUCUCGCUACUGACACCGCUGUCGGAUCGACGUGGUUCGGUAAAGCUGCCUAUAAUAACUGGCAUGAGACGGAGCUGGAGCGAUGGUUGUCGGACCACAGCAUCCCCCAUACCACGCCCUCUGACCGCAAGGAACUGGAGGAUCUCGUCAAGAAGAAUUGGCGGGCCAAGAUCGUCUCUCCCUACGAGGAGUGGGACGUUCAGCAGCUUCAAUCCUACCUGGCCCUCAAGGGCAAGGAGGUUCAAGGCGCUGCGGCGAAGAACAAGGAUUCCCUCCUGCAGCAAGUCAAGAACAACUGGUGGGACACGGAAGAAAAGGCUUUCGAGUCAUGGAACAGCGUGAAGGACUGGAUCUUCGACUCCUGGUCCGAAUCCCAACUCAAAUCCUACCUUGACCGCCACGCCGUCCCCAAUCCCCAACCCCGCUCCCGUGACGCCUACCUCGCCUCUGCCCGCGAGACCUACCAAUCCGUCGCCGACAAAGUCGGCGAAAAAGCCGCCUACCCGGGCAACUGGCUCUACGACACCUGGUCCGAAUCCGAGCUCAAAGCCUGGCUCGACGAGCGCGGCUACCCGGUCCCGCAGCCUACCACCCGCGAUACGCUCAUCGCCUCCGUGCGCCGCAACUCCCGCCUCGCCGCGCAGUCCCUUUCCGCGCGGUCCGCCUCCGAUUCGUCCGCCAUGGCCUCCGCGACUAACUACCUCUCCGAUAAGCUCCUCGAGUCGUGGAGCGACGCUCAGAUCAAGGCCUGGGCCGACGAGCAGGGUAUCCCCGUCCCGCAGGGCUCCAAGCGCAACGAGCUGAUCGCCCUCGCCCGCCGCCACCGCGAGAACCUUGUGUCGUCCGCGUCCUCGGGCUCGGUGCACGCCACCAAGUCCGGGAAGAGCGCGUUCAACGCGGCGACGAGCAGCGCGGGGAACGAGGGCGCGCAGGCGACGGAGGAGGGGAAGUUGCGGUUCGAGGAUUAUUGGGUCGCAAUGCAUAAUCUGGUGGAUAUGGCGAGGGCGCAGUUCGGGUUUAUUCCGAGCGCGACGGCGAGCGUGGACCGGGCGAGUCGGAUUGCGAGUCUGGCGGCGAAGACGGCGAGUGCGAGCGCGAGCCGAGCGGCGGGGUAUUAUAAGAAUAAGGUGAAGGAGGAGUUGUAAGAGAUGUGGAGGAUGAAGGAUGAGGAGUGGUCGGGUCAUCGCCGUGGAGGGAGUUCUGUCAUGGAGGGUGUGGCUAUUCCAUGCGUACACAUCGAUGCUACUCCAUCAAAUUCGCCCCGUGUAUUAAUUCACCGUCUCUCUCUCAUCGAUGGUUGGUGGACAUACAUAUUUCCUUUCCUUUUCUUCCCAAAAACAAUCUUUUUUACUGUCCCCUCACACGGCAACACUACUGUACUAUGGUUCAUG
Eremomyces bilateralis CBS 781.70 is the source of this 1551-nucleotide messenger RNA. RefSeq lists its product as uncharacterized. The transcript has 3 exons. The coding region runs from base 127 to 1305 and encodes 392 amino acids. Lineage: Eukaryota; Fungi; Ascomycota; Dothideomycetes; Eremomycetales; Eremomycetaceae. The record is from RefSeq and is a predicted model, not a curated record.